AUGGCGCAGCGCCGCCUCACUGACUUCUUUGCGCGCCGCCGUCCCGGGGUCAGCGCCACGCUGCCGCGCGCCAAGCCGGCGUGGCGCACCCCGAGCCCUGCCAAAUCCGCGCCCUGCGCCGCGGCUCCGGGUCCCGGCAGCAGCCGCAAGCGCGCCCGCCCGCCUGCCAAGCCCACGCGCGACGAGCCUGUGCCGCCCGCGCGCAAGAGACUGAGGCUGCCGGCUGACGCGGUGUCUGGCCCCGGUUCCCCGGCUGCCCCUGGCUCCCCAGAGCACCCUUCUCUCCAGAGCAAGGAGACAAAGAAGGCUGCUGGCUCAGCUGGUGGGCGACCCUGCCUGGCAGCCCAGGAGAACAAGGUCCCUUCAAAGGUCACCCCAUCUGAGCUCAGGUCGUGCCUGCAGCGGGCACAGGAGCUGGGGGCGCGGGUCCAGGAGCUGAAAGCAAGUGCGCAGAAGGAUGCUGGGGAAUCCAGCGCACCAGAGGAUGAGGGACGCCUGGAGGGGCCGUGUGGAAAGCAGAUGCCAGCCUACCAGCGCUUCCAUGCCCUGGCCCAGCCGGGGCCCCCGGGCCUUGUGCUGCCCUACAAGUACCAGGUGCUGGCUGAGAUGUUCCGCAGCAUGGACACCAUCGUGGGCAUGCUCUACAACCGCUCCGAGACUGUGACCUUUGCCAAAGUCAAGCAAGGCGUCCAGGACAUGAUGCGCAAACGCUUUGAGGAGCGCAACGUGGGCCAGAUCAAAACCGUAUACCCCGGCUCCUACCACUUCCGCCAGGAGCGCUUCAUCCCCACUUUCAAGGAUGGCAUCAAAAGGUCCGAUUACCAGCUCACCAUUGAGCCACUGCUGGACCACCAGGCUGGCAGUGCGGCCCCCCAGCUUACGGCAUCAUGCCUGCUGCAGCGGCGCCAGGUCUUCAGCCAGAACCUGGUGGCCCGAGUCCAGGAGCAUCACAGGGCUUUCCUGGCCUCCCUGAACCCCCCCAUGGAGGUGCCAGAGGACCAGCUAACACGCUGGCAUCCCCGCUUCAACGUGGAUGGGGUGCCUGACAUCGAGCCGGCCGAGCUGCCCCAGCCGCCCACUGUGGAGAAGCUGACCACCGCCCAGGAGGUCCUGGCCCGUGCCCGCAGCCUGAUGUCACCCAGGAUGGAGAAGGCCCUGAGUGACCUGGCCCAGCGCACAGCCGAGCCUAGCAGCCCCAGGUCCCCCAGCCUGGCACAGCCAGCCACUCCACCUCCAGCCACUCCACCUGCUGCCCCGCCUUCUGCCCUGAAGGGGGUGUCCCAGGCCCUGCUGGAGCGAAUCCGGGCCAAGGAAGCGCAGAAGCAGCUAGCACAGAUGACACGGCGCCCAGAGCAGGAGCAGCGGCUGCAGCGACUUGAGCGGCUGCCCGAGCUGGCUCGGGUGCUGCGCAGCGUGUUUGUGUCAGAGCGCAAGCCUGCACUCACCAUGGAGGUGGCCUGUGCCAGGAUGGUGGGCAGCUACCGAGCAGCCAUGAGCCCUGGGGAGAUGGAGAAGCACCUGCAGCUCCUCUCUGAGCUACUGCCUGACUGGCUCAGCCUCCACCACAUCCGCACGGACACCUACGUCAAGCUGGACAAGGCCGCCGACCUGGCAGGUGUCAUGGAGCAGCUAGCCCGCCUGGCCCGUGCGGAGGAGACACUGUGAGCCCGGUGGACACGUGCCAGGCUUGUGUCUUACUCCCUUUUGGAAAAUGAUGCACUUUGAUCUCCCUGUCCUGAGUCUCAUGAGGGCCAGGCUGGCCUGGACUUGGGCUGCUGAGCUAGAGGGUCUCUGGUGGAAGGCCCCCUACCUUGUAUAUAGGAUGCAGGGAAAAGGGGGAGGUGGGGGAGGGUAGUGUAGCAGCUAGAGUUAACCUCUCAGGGGCCCACAGGAGCUCUUGGAGGACCCAGUAUCACACACGUUCCCCACAAAGGGAGGCCAAUGCAGAAUCUGAGAUUGAGUCUCCCUAGAGCCUCCAGAAGGAAGCAGCUGUGCCCACCCACCCCCUGGAUCUUGUAUUUGGUCUCUAGACUGUCAGAUAAAGUUGUUGGAAGUCA
Molecule: messenger RNA, 2057 nt
Organism: Odocoileus virginianus texanus
Lineage: Eukaryota; Metazoa; Chordata; Mammalia; Artiodactyla; Cervidae
Source: RefSeq, a predicted model, not a curated record